AUGGGAGGCCAUGAUUUCUAUGUCGAGGACUUUAUGGUGACUGAUCUCAAAUAUCUGUCCCGGGAGAGCAAAUACAAAGGUCUUCGGAGGCUGCUCAAAAUCUCUACCCUAAAGCAGUUUCCCCUAGUGGACUCUCAAGAGACUCGCGUCUUGUUGGGAUCCAUCAAGAGGAAGCAUCUCUCCAAGAUUCUGUCAGCCCAGCUGAGUGCAGAGAAAAGACUCCAGCACCUGCUCAGCCAGUGGGCCGAGAGGGUUCAAAGUCAAGAGCCUGAACCAGCUGGCAAUGAAAAGAAAACUGAAAAACCAGAGACGCUCAAGGCAAUGGAGCAUGGUGUUUCCAACGCCCAGGACAGUGUGGUGGAAGAAAUGGUGGAGGAAGAAGAGGAGAAGGUGGAGCCCUCAAAGACUGUGCAAAGGACUGCUGCUUCUCCAUUGCCACAAAAUGAGCAUGUCCAAUAUUGCAACAUGGUAGAGGAAUGGGAGUGCCGGAGACUGCAGGAGCCCAUCUGCCUGGAUGAGGUGCCCAUCGACCCGGCUCCUUAUCGCCUGCUGGAGAAAGAAACCCUUUACCAGUGCUAUGACCUCUUCAACCUCCUCAGCCUCCGCACGGCUUACGUGACCAACAUGGGGCGCCUGGUUGGAGUGGUGAGCCUCAAGGAGCUCAAAACGGCCGUUGAAGGGUGUGUCAAGGGCACCUUUGCCAGCAGUCGUCACCACCGGCAUCUGUGCAGGCCUGAUGCUCAGGCGCUGAAGCCAUCGGGAGAGGCUGAACCCAAGAGCCCCCCAGUGUAGGACUGGAGGAAUCGUGGAUGGUGCCAUCUCUCCCCUUCGGCCCCAUUUAUGCAACCCUGCUGCCCCCAAAUGUAUUGGAGCACCCACACAAAGACACACACAAAUGGCUGGCAGUUGAGGCCUGCAGGGUGGGGCCAACGGAGGUGGAAGGCUUGGGACUGAAGCUCUUGGAAUGUCUGUCGUGGGAAAUCAGCACAUCAUUUUGAGUUGUAGCUGGGCCAGGGCCAGCAUGGGCAUGCUUAGGAGCUCGGAGUUGGGGGAGAGAGACAGGACAUGGUAGAAGGUGUGUAUAACAUAGACAUAGACACAGAAUAGUAGAGUUGGAAGGGGCCUAUAUGGCCAUCAAGUCCACCCCCCUGCGCAAUGCAGGAAUCCAAAUCAAAGCAUUCCCUGCAGAUGCCUGUCAAGCUGCCUCUUGAAGGCCUCCAGUGUCGGAGAGCCCACUACCUCUCUAGGUAAUUGAUUCCAUUGAUGUAUGGCUCUAACAGUUAGGAGGUUUUUCCUGAUGUCCAGUCGAAAUCUGGCUUCCUGCAACUUGAGCCCAUUAUUCCGUGUCCUGCACUCUGGGACGAUCGAGAAGAGAUCCCGGCCCUCCUCUGUGUGACAACCUUUCAUGUACUUGAAGAGUGCUAUCCUAUCUCCCCUCAGUCUUCUCCAGACUAACCAUGCCCAGUUCUUUCAGUCUCUCCUCACAGGGCUUUGUUUCCAGUCCCCUGAUCAUCCUCGUUGCCCUCCUCUGAACCUGUUCCAGUUUGUCUGCAUCCUUCUUGAAGUGCAGUGUCCAGAACUGGAUGCAAUACUCAAGAUGUAUGGGGGGAAGGGCAGUAGGCUCAACUAGUGGAAACGGAGAAAGUGAAGGCAACAUGGGGAAUGGACUGUCUUUUAUAAGAGGUACUGGAUGGAAGUGGGGCUCUUGAGCAGCCUUCUCUAACCUGCUGCCUUCCAGCUGGUUUGGACUACAGCUCCCAGCAGCCUCCACCAGAAUGGCCCUGUGAUGCUCGGGCUGAUGGGAGUCAGAGUCCAAACCAGCUGGAGGGCAGCAGGUGGGCAAAGGCCAUUUUUCCAGAGCAUGGGCAUUGUGACUCUUGUAAUGGAUUCACAGAUCAUUCACAGCAUCCCUUCCUGACGGCCCUGUGGAGUAGCACAGGUGGACACAGACUGAGGACUCCGUGGGUCUAUGGAUCCUUUUGGGUCCAACCGUGUGACUUCUGGAUGUUGCUAACGUGAGAGAGGAGGCAGAGCUGAAUGCCCCGAGCGCCAUGGCUGGUUCAUCCCUUGGAUUUACAAGGGCAGGGAAAUCAGCAUCAUCUGGGGGGAAAGGCCUCGAUUGGAGGAAAAUUUGCUUCUAGUGCAAAGUCAGUGGGGGCUGGGGGCUCUCAUGUCAGUAGGGCACAGAAUUCGCUCCACAUUUUAGUCUGAACUCACAAGGGGCUGAAACCCUCCAGUCUCUACUGUUCAAAGUAUUGUUGCUGGCUUUUCGUCCUUGAAUACCCUAAUAGCAAUAAUGAUUAAUGAAUAAUUAGAAAU
This is a messenger RNA of Rhineura floridana, 2319 nucleotides long. Its product is annotated as chloride channel protein 2-like. Gene Ontology annotation, biological process: chloride transport. The record is from RefSeq and is a predicted model, not a curated record. Bases 1 to 792 code for a protein of 263 amino acids. Gene Ontology annotation, molecular function: voltage-gated chloride channel activity. The transcript has 9 exons. NCBI's taxonomy places the organism in Eukaryota, Metazoa, Chordata, Lepidosauria, Squamata, Rhineuridae.